This is a messenger RNA of Amborella trichopoda, 1227 nucleotides long. RefSeq names its product YGGT family protein (gene YLMG2). The record is from RefSeq and is a predicted model, not a curated record. Gene Ontology annotation, cellular component: membrane. NCBI's taxonomy places the organism in Eukaryota, Viridiplantae, Streptophyta, Magnoliopsida, Amborellales, Amborellaceae. Gene Ontology annotation, biological process: chloroplast fission.
CUUAUAAAUUUAAUGAACUACUCAUUCUUUAACACCUCUCUCUCUCUCUCUCUCUCUCUCUCUCUCUCUCUCUCUCUGUUUUAGCCUUAUCCACUCGUUUUACUGGUCUCACCAAAAAACCUCAGCAGGUCUCUCUCUAUGUUACACAUCGAGCCGUCCAAAACCGGAGCUCAGCCUGCACGAGUUUAGAGAGAGAAGGACACAGGGAGAGAGAGAAUGGACUCAAAAGAACCUCGAGAGCAAGAAUCAGCCCCCAGAACCAUCACUUGCCUCAUAGCAUCAGCAAUCAACCACUUCCCUCUCCUCCCUCAAACCUCCAAAACCAGCUGCCAUGAAUCCACUCUGCAAAAGCUCAAAAAGCUCCAAGAAUCAGCGGCGGUGGCGGCCGAUCAGUGGCUAAAUGCCUUAGCGUCUCAAAACCCGUUGAUUCAGAGAUUCGCGGCCAUUUCAGCUGAUCUCCAAAGCUUCUCUAAGAUUCAUUUGCAAAGCCCCAAGAAACUCGACUCCAUAUCCAACAACAACUUUGCUGCAAUAUUACCUGGUGACUCGGUGGCUGGAAUCGUUGUGGCAAAUGGGAUUUCAAAUUUCUUGAACAUCUACAGUACCGUAUUGGUUGUUCGACUCGUUCUAACAUGGUUCCCCAAUUCCCCUCCAGCCAUUGUAAAUCCUUUGAGUACUUUAUGUGAUCCAUAUCUCAACAUAUUUAGAGGUCUAAUUCCACCUCUUGGGGGUUUGGAUCUCUCACCAAUAUUGGCAUUCAUGGUCCUCAAUAUCUUCACUAGCACAGCUGCUGCACUUCCUGCUGAACUCCCCAUGGACAUGGCAAAUCCAAAGGCUACAACUGCAUCAUCUGUUCAAUAUUGGAAUCUCAAUUCAAGAGGAAAGCUUUGGUUGAAAAGGUUUUCUAAUAAAGGAUUUAACAAAGGUGAUAAAGCCUGAGGUUUUUGGUGUCAAGAAAUGAGGAACUUCUUUUUUUGGGUAAGAAAUGAGGAACUUAUUGGUAGACAUCAUAAAUAACCAAAUGGAUAUGCAGAUUAGAGAAGAAGGUUUGGGUGUGUUUCUUCUCUCUCUCUCACAUGACAAAACACACAUCGUUCUCAACCUUCGAUAUGCUUUUUAGGAAAUCUAGAUAAUGGAACUAGCUCUUUGGUCUUGACUCUUGAGUAUAAUGAUGUCUUGAGUUUUCAGUAGCAUGUUCUUGUUUGAAGUAUUCUUAUGAGUUUGAGA